Molecule: messenger RNA, 756 nt
Organism: Amoebophrya sp. A25
Lineage: Eukaryota; Dinophyceae; Syndiniales; Amoebophryaceae
Source: the annotation of a GenBank genome assembly
CAAGAACAAUUUGAAGUUUUUCUUUUUGUCUGGAGCUGGAUGCCUCUUCCAGUUUCCUCUGCGCAGGACAUGGCACCUGCUUCGAUGAGACCAGGUGUUGGUCAGCACCUGCCAGUAUCAGUCCCUAUGGACGGCGGGCAAGCCUCCACGCCAACCGAGGUUCCAGCGGAUCGUGCCUUGCCUAGUGUGCACCCAGGUUCUGCUGCGCGCUUGUCAUCGCCAGAUACUGGAGAACCUACGCAGCCGCCAUUGGCGCCUGAGGCAGCGGGACAAUCGCAAGAACUACAACCAUUGACCUCUGAGGAAGUGGAGCCAACAAAUAAUGAUGUCCCGAGUUUGCCAGAAGAUGGCACUGUCGAUAUUUCACCCGGCGAUGGAAUUGAUGGUGUUGUCGUUGUUCCAGGAAGCGGACAAGAUGCCGGUACACGAGAGAGCCCACGCUCACCAGAAAAUAUUGCAACAGAGGGCUUACCAGAUGAGGCUGCAAAACGCAGCGCACAAGAAAAGUCUUCGUCAACGGAGUCACCUGAGCCAUCAUGGCUCAAACCGACAAGACAGCUUGUUCCCACGGGCAGGAUACUGCCACGCAGAAUAACACUAUACGAGACUCCACAAGAUAGAUAUAACGCGGCGCUUGCUACUUACGAUUACAUCGAGCGUAACGCUGGUGGCGCGGAAGCGCCAUCCAGCGAGGUUCAGGGUGAUCAGAAAGGAACUGAAGACCCCUCGCUGGAUAGGCCAGGCCCAUCAUCGUAA